AUGCGCCUUAUCAUCGCCUUCGCGCUCCUCGGAGCGGCCCUGGCCGGAAAGGCCGCCCAGAGUUGCCGUAGUAGUUCGGAUUGUGACAGGAAUUUCAUCUGCGAAAGAGGAUACUGCCAAGACCCGAAAGAAAUCGUCCUUGACGGUGAUUGCAACAACCCGAACGAGGAGUGGCUAGACUGUGGGGACAACAGCCGAAAAUGCAUCCGAAAGAGUGAUUGCCCGAAGAAGCCUUCCCCUUCAUCCGAUUCAUGCUUCAUCGACCGUGACUGCCCAUCCGGAUUUGCAUGCGGUUUUGGAAGCAUCAAGGCCGACUGUGGGCCAGGGCUAACUUGCCGGAAUUCCCGUUGCGAGCGCGAGCAGAUGAACAGCGGACGUGCUGGGGAUAGCUGUCGCGCUAGCAUUGAAUGUGAAUCUCCUCUGAAUUGUCAACUCGGAAAAUGCUCGAGGGGAUCAGCCCCUGCGCCACUUCCAUCCCAACAUGAAGGCCGGGAGGGAUCUCGCUGCAUCACCAGCUUCGAGUGCGAAUCUCCUCUAAACUGCGAGCGCGGCACCUGCUCCCGCCAGACCUCUGCCUUCACUAGAUUCCCCCAGGCCAGUGGCAGAGGCGGAAGUGCCGUCGGCUCUAUGCGCCAACUCUUCCCAAACACCAUUUUCACCCAUUGCCGUAAGGAUAUUGAUUGCGAUCCCGGCCUCCUUUGUGCUCGCGGCCAAGUUUGUCGCCCCACCGACCGCGAGAAGCGCACCGAGAGCGAGCUGUGCGAAUACACGCAUCAAUGUGAGGGCAUCCUCAUCUGCCGCGAUUCGAAAUGCCAGCGCUCCAGACCCUUG
Molecule: messenger RNA, 831 nt
Organism: Mesorhabditis spiculigera
Lineage: Eukaryota; Metazoa; Nematoda; Chromadorea; Rhabditida; Rhabditidae
Source: the annotation of a GenBank genome assembly